This is a messenger RNA of Prorocentrum cordatum, 426 nucleotides long. NCBI's taxonomy places the organism in Eukaryota, Dinophyceae, Prorocentrales, Prorocentraceae. The record is from the annotation of a GenBank genome assembly.
AUGAGAAGGAGGAUCAUCUGCAUGCACGGCGGCCUGUCCCCGGAGAUCACCCAGAUGGACCAGAUCCGCAGGCUAGUGCGACCAACGGACGUGCCGGACACUGGUCUGAUCUGCGACCUGCUGUGGGCGGAUCCCGACAAGGACAUCUUUGGUUGGGCCGAGAACGACCGCGGGGUCUCGUUCAUCUUCGGGCCCGACGUGGUGGCUACGUUCCUGUUGAAGCAGGACAUGGAUUUGGUUUGCCGCGCGCACCAGGUCGUUGAGGACGGCUAUGAGUUCUUUGCGAAGCGCCAGUUGAUCACACUCUUCAGCGCUCCUAACUAUUGCGGUGAGUUCGACAACGCAGGUGCCAUGAUGAGCAUUGACGACACUCUGAUGUGCAGCUUCAAGGUGCUCAAGCCCGUGAAGGGGAAGGUCGCCCGCUAG